CUCGUUUUUCACAUGUAGGCUGCCAUUUCCCAUACAUUCUCUGGUGACGCUUCUUCGCCAAAAAGCAUGAAAGCGUUUAGUUGUCAAUUGACUAGAUACUAAGCGAUCGCGAUAAAGAAAUUUGCGCUUUUCAAAAAUAAGCCUCUCCAAUUCGACGUCACGGAAUUUGUUAAAAUAACUGAUUUUAGACUUAUGACGGUACCAUCACAAUCAGUUCUAUAGAGAAAAUGGAUCGCGCAAAAUUUGGUUCAUUCGAAGUAAUUGCCUCAAUAUGCCUGAAAAUACUAAAGCUGUUUAACAACAUGGGCGUUUUAGUAUUGUACCGUACCGGCAAUGGUGGAGAUUUUUUGGGAAUCGGUGGCAACUGGAAUUUUCCGGAGAAGCAUAGUCCCGCUGUAGAAUUGUUUGCUUCUGGUGUUUUUGUCGGAUAUAUGAUAUAUAAUGCUGUUGUCAUUAUUGGCUAUUGUUUUGGGGACAACAAAAACCAGCGCAAUUUAACAGACAUACUCAUGAAUGCCGUCGGUAGCGUAAUGUGGGUGACAAUUGGUGGUUUGGCCAUACAUUACUGGCUGGGUUAUAUGUCCGAUGGUAGUUUCGCUUAUGUAAGUCCUGAACGUAGUGUUGGCUUAGCGAUGGGCGCUUUAAGCGUCGUACAAGGUGCUCUGUAUUUGGUAGAUACUAUGUUGGGCUGUCGGCUAUACUACAGAGGUCCCAUGGAGUAUGCUGUUGUAAGCCAUUUUACAGUGGAGUGAAAAGGAAGGGCAGAACGCCCGGUUUGUUAAAAGCAAACAUUUAAAAUGAGACGACAUAAAAUUAGACAACGCAUUGUAAAUUCCAAGAACAAAAAUGUAAUAUUAGUUUGUAGACAAAUUGUGUAAAGAUUGGAUAGUUGGAUUUUUUUUUGUAUCAUUCAUUUGACAAUAAAAGCCAUUCAAUAAUAAACAGAGAAA
This is a messenger RNA of Ceratitis capitata (Mediterranean fruit fly), 950 nucleotides long. Its product is annotated as protein snakeskin. Lineage: Eukaryota; Metazoa; Arthropoda; Insecta; Diptera; Tephritidae. The record is from RefSeq and is a predicted model, not a curated record. The transcript is spliced from 3 exons. Bases 228 to 752 code for a protein of 174 amino acids. Gene Ontology annotation, biological process: septate junction assembly.